Molecule: messenger RNA, 2464 nt
Organism: Neltuma alba
Lineage: Eukaryota; Viridiplantae; Streptophyta; Magnoliopsida; Fabales; Fabaceae
Product: myosin-9
Exons: 18
Coding region: 103-2112 (669 amino acids)
Source: RefSeq, a predicted model, not a curated record
AUUAAUCCCAACUCUCCAACCCCCAUAAUUUGCUUUAUCCAUCGCCUACUCCUUUUCUUGGGUUCACAGUUUGUUAAUUACCAUCAGAAAGCUUGCCAACGAAUGUCGUCCUGGCUGAGGUCUGUAGUGAGUUAUGCUGACUCCGUCGUUCAACAUGCCGGCCAAGCCGUUGCCGAGGGUGCUAAAGUUCUGGAAGAUCGCAUUGCUGGUCAAAAUUUCAAAAGUGUUAAGAAGACAGUCGAGAGAUUGGAAGAAGCUGCUAUUUGCUAUCAGGGCCCUGAAAGAGUACAAUUGCUUAAAAGAUGGUUAGUUUUGCUUAAAGAGGUUGAGGAAAUGUCUACUGCUUUGGAUGAAGAUAAAGAGAAGACCCUUGAGAAGCACUUUGCUGUUGACAAAGCAAAGGAGAAUUUGAGGAAACCAUCUAUGGUUUUGUAUUAUGAUGCUGAUGUUGGAGGUGAACCAUUAAAUUUCCGUGAUGUUUUCAUUCGAAGUCAUUCUUUGGAGGGUAUUAUAUUAUCAAUGAUUCUUGAAGUUCCUAAUGAGGAAGAGGUUUCUGUUCUCCUAGAGAUCUUCAGGCUUUGUCUUGCUGGGGGAAAAGAUGCUCAUAGUGCCAUAGUUAGAAGCAUUCAGAAUCUGGCAAUAACAUUUUUGAACUAUCAAGAAGAAUUAUUGAUGAAGCGCGAGGAGUUGCUUCAGUUUGCACAAGAUGCCAUUACUGGGUUGAAAAUCAAUUUUGAUAUUGCAAGAAUAGAUGAUGAGUCCUCUAAUCUUAGGAGAAAGCUCAUCCAGAUGGAAACUUCAGAGUUAUAUUCAAGUGAAGGGCAUGAAGCAGCUGAAGAAACAAUAAAGGCUUCAAAAGUCGCUCUUUCACAAAUUAGAAUUUGUUCCAGACUUGAAGAACUAUUACUGAAGAAAAAAGUUCUAAAUAUGGGAAAAUAUCCAGAGAUUCAUGCCCAAAAGAUUGACAAGUUGAAGGUGUUGUUGGAAUCUCUCGCCAGCUCUGCUGCAAAAGCUGAAAAACGUCUUUCAGAUAACAGACUACAAAAAGAGGAGGCAUUAAAAGUUCGUGAGGCCAAAGCCAUUGAAGCUAAUGGAAAAGAAAAGUGUUGUUCAGUUUAUUUUACUACUUGUUUUCAGGAAAUAGUUGCUGAGAUAUUAGAGCUCCAACGGAAAAAAGAUGAUCUUGAAGCUGAAUUGAAAAAGGUUAAUACUUCUUUGGCUGCUGCUCAAGCACGAUUAUCGGAUGCAAGAGAGGAGAAGGACCAAUUUGAGGAGGCAAAUAAUCAGAUUAUUGAACAUUUGAAAACAAAGGAAGAUGAACUUUCAAAAUCUAUUACCUCAUGUAAGGUAGAAGCAGAUGUUCUGAACAUCUGGAUUAGGUUUCUUGAAGAUACUUGGGAUCUCCAGCGAUCAAAUGCAGAAAUUCAUGAGAAGCAGGUCAAUGGUGAGCUGGAGAAGCACCAGGAAUACUUCGUAAACUUGGCCAUUCAACUUCUUACUUCUUACAAGAAAGAAUUGGAGCCUUGGGUCAGCCGUAUUGGUUCUUUCGUGGAGAACCUAAAAAAUUUAAGUCAUGGCAGGUCAGGGAUGCCAUCCCAUACAGAUAAUGAGGAUUCGAAUCUGAGUCCAAGGAAAAGUCUUGAGGAGGAAUAUUUGGCUUACGAAACCAAGAUUAUAACCACCUUCAGUGUAGUGGAUAGCAUGAAACGAUAUUUUGAGGCUCAACAGGAGAAAAGUUCCAGGAACGAUGAACAUGUUAGAGAGCUUUUUGAUGCUAUCCAAAAGUUACAGACACAAUUUGAUUCUAUCGAGAGGCCCUAUUUAGAAAUUGAGAGCCGCGGUGGCGAGGCCGAAGUCUCAUCUCAAAGGAAACAAGGCAGCACAUUAGCGACAGCUCAAGUUACUGAGCCUUCAGAGACACAGAACGAUGAAGAGCCAAAAUCAGCUGCAGCCAGGACUGAUCAGCCGCUGAAUCAUGAAGCUGAAUUGAGCGAACUAGAAUCUGACUCUGGAAAGCUUGACCAAGACUUAUCAACAGAGGAAGUUGGUGGGUGGGAUUUUGAUGAGCUUGAAAAGGAAUUGGAGCAUGCAAAUUCAGCUGCCAGCAGUUAGGCCCAUCUACUCCAAAUGCAUACUUGCUGAUUUGUGGAGAACUGAUACUUCAAGAUCAGAGUUAUAGUAGAUGCCCGAUACCCGUCCGACACUUGUAUAAAGAUAUGGCAUGAAUUGUAUUUGAACAGUACAUGUUUGUUGUGUCGUGUUUUGUAUACUUCGUAGUUAAUUCAGUGAUGUAAGGAGCUCAAGGAUGACACAAAGUGAAAAUGUAAAACUCUAGAUAAACCGUUCAAUGGAGCUGCAGUGUGGAUCAAAUUGUUGCAGUAUCAAACUAUAGCACUCUUAUGAACAACUGCAACUCGUUAUUGGGCUGCAUGUUAAUAUAGUCUUAUCUUUCUUCCUCUUGGAA